UUGAGCAGAGGUAAAUACUGCAGGGAGUUUGCCAAGGAUAGGCAAAUCCACCAGAUAAAAACACACAGAUAACAGACACUGUGACACCCAUACUCACACCCAUACAAAACACACAUACUACUAAGAGAGGAAGUGGUCAAGUAGUCUGCUAAUGUCGCUGACAGAACUGGAGUGUACAUCCCUCCCACAGGCUCACACACUUAAGGCUUUGUCGCACUCUUUGUCGUUCACUUUAUCUCGGUGCCUCUCUCUCAUUUCGAAAGCGACAGAAACUCACACAGACACACUGAACAAACACACUCUGCGCCACUUUAUACACCAGCCACUUGGACAGAGCAGAGGUGCCUGGGAUUGCUGUCCUCAGUAUGGAUAACAAAUCCGAUGUGAAGGCCAUGAUGGCUCGCUUCCAAACGCCGAGCACGGACGAGACUUCUUCCACACCGGCUGGACGCAUCAAACAGCCCUUGCACUCCACCGUCUCCUCUGGCCCGACCAUACAGACAAAGAAACCGGUCUUGGAGAGCCGCUCAGGCAGCGGGAUAACUAUUCCACUUAGAUCCACUGUUCUGAAAAGUACAGUAUCAACUAAAAGUGACACAGAGGCACACGAACCAAACAAGGCUAAAGCCCUAGCUAGCAGGUUUGGAAACACCCAGGAUGACACCAACAAAAAACCUUUCGUUGUUACUAAACAGCCGUUGAAGCCAACCUUUUCCCAGUCUCCUGAAGCUAAAGGCGCUCUACAGAAGCCGCCUUUCAACAAGCCCGCCCUGAGCUCCACCCUGAGCUCCACCCUGUCCGACUCCAAACCAGCCAUGCCAAAACCGCUCAACUCCAAGCCCAGCUGGGUGAAAGAAGACAGCGGUGGAGGCUUCCAAGAUAAACCAAGGAGCAGCAUUUCAAAAUUACGGCAUCAUAGUGAAGAGGUGCCAGGAGCUGGCACGAACACUGCGAACAAACCUUCGCCCCUGUCCAACUUCAGGAAUGCUCAGAAUAUCUUCAACAAGGAGUCAGAUAGCGACGUGAAAGCAGACGAUGCCAACAAACCCCCCCUCACUCCUACUAACUCCACACCUCCUCCAAAACCUCUGCCCAGUAAAAAACCUAGCAUCAAAAAACCUCCAAAGCCUUCUCCUCAGACGAGCGGCGUCAUCGGGGAUACCAUCUCUGGUCCCAAGCGUCACACCCUCCCCAACAGUUUAGCUUUGGGCCAAGCUCCUGCCAAGCCCAACCGCCCCCCCAGAGUCAACCUGGAGAGCUUUAAAAGAGGUGCUGUGACCUCUGAUAACGGCCCUGGCACCUUUAAGAAACCCCUCGUCCAGGCUCCUCUGACCUCUCACCCCAGUAACCAUAGCAACCAGGUGACCCCGACUCUACCCCCUCAGCCUGCAGUUCCUAGUCUGCCCCCGCGACACCCCGGAGCCAUGAUGCAGCAAGAUGACGUAUAUGAUGAUGUUGAUGACUUUAACAGCACUCCGCCACCUCUACCAUCAUCUACAGGUCACCCAAGUCGGAGGGGAAAGGCCCAGGAGGAAGAUGAUGAUGGAGAUGGAGAGAUGUAUGAGGAUCUUGAUGAAAUAUGGGAAGCGGCUGAUCAAAAGCAAGAAAAGAAGAGAGAGAAAGAGGAGAAGGAGGAGAAAAAACGACUGGAGGCUGAGAAGAAGGAGCAGAAGGAACGUGAGAAGAAGGAACAAGAUGCCAGAAAGAAGUUCAAAUUGGUUGGCCCCCUGGAGGUCGUCCACCAGGGGAAGGCUCGCGUGGACUGCAAAAGCAGUAAAACCGACCUCGCUCUGAAGCAGGGAGAAUGCGUGGACAUCAUCCGUGUCCAGGGCAACCCAGAGGGAAAAUGGUUGGGACGGACGCAGGAUGGAUGCAUUGGUUAUGUGAAGACCACUUCAGUGGGAAUUGACUUUAACUCUCUGAAGAAUCAAGCUCAGCAGGCGUACGACCCCGAGGUAUACGAUGACAUCGAUGUGGUCUCUGCUGAUAACAGCGGGAUGAAAGGACCAGGAGUUGUCUUACCGCCGAUACCAGGAGACGACGGAGAAAUAUAUGAUGACAUUGUUGAUCCAAACCUGGAAGUCAGUCCCCCGGACCUCAGGUCUUCUCCUACAAAGGCUCGUGGUUUCCUGCGUAUGUUUGACCGGAACAGACGUCCUGCCAGCACUAAAGUAGUGCCUCCACCCAGCCAGUUUACUGCAGAGGGGAAUUCAGAUCAGCCAGGAACAAUUGAUGAGGACAUAUACGAUGAUGUUGACUCUCAAGAUGCGCCUCCCCCUCCUCCCAUCAGCAGCCUUCCACCUCAGAAAGGCAAAAGCAAGACUGAAGAGAUGGAUCCAAAGAAGCAGAAAAAGUUUGAGAAAGAGGAGAAGGACUUCAGGAAAAAGUUUAAAUAUGAUGGGGAGAUCCAGGUGCUAUACCAGGUGACCAUCGCCCCGAACCUUACAAAUAAGAAGUGGGGUGUGAAAGAGCUUCCAGUCAAAGGAGGAGAGAAACUUGACGUCAUUGUUAAAGCCGAGGACAACAAACUGAUCUGUCGGAAUGAGGAGGGCAAGUUUGGUCAUGUUUCGACCUCUCACAUUGAUGCGGACGAUGGUGAUAUCUACGAUGAUAUUGGAGAUGAUUGCAUCUAUGACAACGAUUAGAAACGUCCGGCUUUUUUUACACUGCUAUUGUUCAUGUUAUUUAUUAUGUUUAUUGAUAAUAUACAUUGGGAGCUGCUUUUGGUUCGCCUGCUAGUCAGCCUGAAUUGUCAUUUUUCCCUUCAUUAUUUAUGAAUCGACCUUUGAAUCGUUGAAUAAAUUGGACAUGGAAUCAGGCUAGCUUUAAUUCCUUUGAGCAAUGUGGUCCUUUUUAAAUGUUUCUUCAAAAAACAUCAAAACAAACCAAUUUAAAGGGGUUAUAUUACUUGCGAUAUUUCAGCAAAGUGGGAAACGUUUGUUAUAACAACAGUAUUUGCAUAUCUCUGAAACUCCACAGCACUGUAUUUACAUGCAAGCUUCUUCUGUGUUUUGCAAUUUUAUAAGAGCUACGUGUUGUAAACAUUACUUGCUAUUUUAUUUUUCAAUUAAUGUCCAUGAUAUGAUACUGUAUGUAUGUAUAUUCAACUGCCAUCUCUAAGGCCAACUGAAAUUUUAACAGCUCCUAAACUAACUCUGGUGUCUUCGUCUCAAGUUUCAACAUGCAGACUAACUGUUCUAGUGCCAAAACUGCUCUAUAAUAUGAACAUACAAUUAUAAAAUACAUAAAAACAAUUUUGAUUUUUUCUCUA
Sebastes umbrosus (honeycomb rockfish) is the source of this 3271-nucleotide messenger RNA. It is a transcript of the gene fyb1b, whose product is annotated as FYN binding protein b. Gene Ontology annotation, cellular component: plasma membrane. The record is from RefSeq and is a predicted model, not a curated record. The transcript has 19 exons. Gene Ontology annotation, biological process: T cell receptor signaling pathway; integrin-mediated signaling pathway; protein localization to plasma membrane. NCBI's taxonomy places the organism in Eukaryota, Metazoa, Chordata, Actinopteri, Perciformes, Sebastidae. Gene Ontology annotation, molecular function: protein binding. The coding region runs from base 366 to 2645 and encodes 759 amino acids.